UCUGCGCCUCCUACUCCUGCUGCUCCUGGCCGUGGCCCUGCCUGCCAGGGCUGCCCAGGCUGCUCCGCUGCAAGCGCGGCGAGCAGACUGGGAUGGCGUCAUGGACUAUCUGGAUGCCCUAUCGGAUAAUGACUUGAAACCCCCGGAGAAUGCUGGAGGUCUUCCUAGAUGGAUGAACCAAGACGCAGGAGACAGCAAGUCACUGGAGGCAGCCAAACUUCUGGACAAGAUGCUGAGUGACCUUGAGAGACGUCGUGAGAUGAAACGAAAGGCUGUGCUGAAGGCUGAGUUUUCCAGAGGAAGCAGUGGCUCAUUGGCAGCCUCUGCUGCAGGAAGGGAGGCGAUGCCAGGCACAGGCCCAGGAGGUGAGGGUGCUGGGAUAGGUUCUCCAGCAGCUGGGAUGGAAGAUGGUUUGGAACCCUUGGGAGCCUCUGCAGGUGUGUCUGCAGGGAGGACUUUUCAAGCUCCAGGUCUGGUUGCUGAACACAAGCCCAGCUCCCAUCGCAGGGGUCCUUUGAGAGGGAGGAAAAAAACUACAAAACAGAGUAAGUCCCUGGAGGAAUCCAACCAAGCAGACCAAAUCUUGACUGGACUGGAGAGACAACGUGAUAUGGACCAAAAAGCUUUACGGAAGGCAGCACUUCCUGGAGGAAACGAUGGCUCAGUGCCAGCCACCGAUGCACAAAGGGAGGAGAUGCCAGACAGUGCCACAGAAGACGUUAUCAAUGAAACAGGAAUAUAUGCCCCGGAUCCAGUGCGCCUCCCAAGAAUUGUCUGCCCCCAGGAUGUGCGCAGGACCUGCAUGAUAGGCACGGUGGUGACAGUGUUCACUGUGCCACUUGUGCUGAUAGGCUGCUAUUUUGGCAUUCGUAAGCUGUACGAGCACAGAGGUGCUUUUUCCCGUUAUUUGAUAUAGUCAGUGAUGGCCUAAUUAUCCCAUGGCUGAAUUAAAAGACUACGCAGAUGCAAACCGGUAUGAUUCCAUUAAAAAAGCUGGAAAGCAGCUCCUGGAGAAGAGGGCAUACAUCUGUUCCCACCCUCUGGACAGGACCUUCUGAUUCCUCCCUGAGAGCAGACACUCAUGAAUGUCAGUCAGGGAGGAAUUUGCUGCAGUUCCAGAAUGUGGCAUCUUAAAAGCAUCUGCUAUUUAAUGUCUUUUCUGAAUGUAACUGUGUAGAAUAAAAUUUC
Messenger RNA from Passer domesticus (house sparrow), 1188 nucleotides. RefSeq lists its product as uncharacterized. The coding region runs from base 101 to 916 and encodes 271 amino acids. The transcript is spliced from 11 exons. The record is from RefSeq and is a predicted model, not a curated record. NCBI's taxonomy places the organism in Eukaryota, Metazoa, Chordata, Aves, Passeriformes, Passeridae.